This is a messenger RNA of Ylistrum balloti, 1254 nucleotides long. RefSeq lists its product as uncharacterized. The record is from RefSeq and is a predicted model, not a curated record. Bases 1 to 1254 code for a protein of 417 amino acids. The transcript is spliced from 6 exons. NCBI's taxonomy places the organism in Eukaryota, Metazoa, Mollusca, Bivalvia, Pectinida, Pectinidae.
AUGGUGGGAUAUCAUGUCGUUGUCCUGACGGUUUUCCUGUUUUCUACUGUGGAGAGUUACACUCUAAAGAAGCUAGGAUCAUUUCCAAUAUCAUAUCCCGGAUUUACCACCGUUUAUCCCAGAUCCUCCGGGGAAGUUGACCUACUUAUAUCUACAUUCAAUCCGAUCCCGUUCUCCACGGAUACAGCUCAGAUUGUUCCAGGAAUCGGUCAUUACCUAAACAAUGUACAGUCAAUCAAGCCUGCUCUCAUUACAAGUCACGUGACGUGGCCAAAUGAGGUAUCCGGAGUUCCGGAGCACGUGUUCGGAAGGCGAAUGGUAGCGAUCCCACAGGGAUUCCUGGUACCUUUUAAGAAUGAUGGUUCCAUAUCCUUAAUGGACGUUUCCAUGACAGCACCUAAAGGUCCGUACAAAAUAACUGACGACAGUUCCGGAAAAUGGUUUUACCACAGGGUCAUAUGGAAGGACAUGGACGCCGACGGUGAUGACGAUGCAGUCACGUGUCGGGCUAGGGAGCCAAUCAUUGGCGGCCACAAGGAGUUUGAGUUGCUAUGGCUCGAAAACCAAGGACACUUAGAUAGACCAUGGACGUCCCACGUGAUAGGUCAGGGUCCCGACAUCUUCCUUAGGAAUGCUACAUUGAUGACACCCAGUGGACCAAAGGAUUGUAUCAUUACGGCACAAUAUUUCACCCAGAGUCUGUCCGUCUACUGGACAGACAACGCUACCCAUUCUUGGACUAAUCUGUCACAGGUACAUUCGCGAGUGAUAGACAACAGUAUAGGGGGUGUUUUUGAGGUGGAAGUUGUUGACCUUAACGGAGAUGGGAAACUAGACCUCCUUGUAUCCGAGAACGGCCAGAUUGGGGCCCUCUACGGGUAUGAAAUACCGGUCGACUUCAGGACGGGAAACUUUACCCGGCAUACUCUAGCUCAGGGAUUCGGACCUCGGAAAUCCGGAACCGGUAAAGGAGCUCCCGGGUCUCCAACAGCGGUGUUCCCUUAUAAAAAUGCAACACAGAAAGUGAAGCCCUCCAUUUUAUUAUCGGGUGAUGAUGAAGGCACAGCAUUUUACUUAGAACCUCUGAGCGCCGACGCAUCGUCAUGGACGUAUAAUUUAACGACCUUUUUACAAGCCAGCGACGGAACGGUCGGCCAGCUCAGCUUCGCCGAUGCAAACGGCGAUGGUUACCAAGAGGUGUUUGUACCAUCCUACAGCACAAACGAGUUAUUCGUCUACACCUUUCACCCGUGA